Daphnia pulex (common water flea) is the source of this 2611-nucleotide messenger RNA. Its product is annotated as myosin-11-like. The coding region runs from base 165 to 2465 and encodes 766 amino acids. The record is from RefSeq and is a predicted model, not a curated record. The transcript is spliced from 12 exons. Lineage: Eukaryota; Metazoa; Arthropoda; Branchiopoda; Diplostraca; Daphniidae.
GACCGAUUUUUACAUUGCAACGUGCUUACAACGUGUUUGUUCACAAUCACACUUGUUUGUUCUACCAUAGACUACGAAGUGCUACUGUUCAGGGCGAGGAUUUUUUUCCUCUUAUCUCGUAAGUUGUUCAGGUGGUGCGAGUUAACUGUGUUCAAAGAUUGGAAAUGUCUCAACGAGGAGCUUCCCAAAGUUUCUUGUUCAAAUAUGCUCCACUUCGCCUCAAGGGUGUAAAUAAUCAGCAACAACUUAGCAACAAUUCAAAAGUUUAUCCUUCUGGAACUCCAUACUCCCCAAGAGCACUUCAAUCUCAAUCCAAUAACCCUUCUAUUGAUGAAUCAGCAAUGACGGGAAAUGAAACGAAUUAUUCCGAACAAGGUGACUUGAAUUCCUCAUUAGAAAACAUAGCUAAGGUAUGCCAACGUCAGGAACGUCGCAACCGAGAAAUGCAGUUACAACUUGAAUCAGCUACAUCCGAGAUGGAACGACUUAAAGGUCUACUGGAUGCAGCAGCGGGUGAAAUCGAUCAGCUGCACAAUAUCAAUGAAAAAUUAAAGGAUUCACACCAAAAAUUAGAGAAGGAAUUAAAAGAAGUCGAUCACCUUUACACUGAUGUCAAAACCACAGCAGCUGAUACUGCCCAAAUUCUUGAAGACGCACGUAAAGACAAAGAAACUUGGCUCUCCAACUUUGAAAGGCUGCUGACAAACCAUUUCGACAAAAGAGAAAUGCAAUUGCGAAAUGAAUUUCAGCAAAUAAUUGACGAAAAAGAAGUCAAGUUAAAUGCGAUGCGCUGCGAGGCUGAACAUUUAGAGAUUCAGUUUCAUGGUACUGCGGAAAUACGUGCCGAAAUAGCCUCCUCCAGAGAACAAAUUAAGCAACUCAACAGCGUCAACGAUGCCAAGGAAACGGAACUGAACACGUUGCGUGACAAACUUAUGACCAUUCAAGAAGCAGUCGCCACUUACGAAGACACUAAACAUUCUUUGAAUAUUUUAACGAAAGAAAGAGCUGCGCUGCAGGAGCGGUACAGCGCGAUUGAAAAGCAAUGCAUUUCGACGGGUGAUGCGCUAGUCGACUGUAUGAAUGACCGAAAUCGAUUGGAGAAUUCCGUGGACGAAUUGAACAAGAAACUGGAAGACGAAAGCAAGAAAACAAUUCAUUCAAUAUCCGAAACGCAAGAAUUGAUCCAGCAACUGACGACAUGUCAACAAAUGUUGGAGGAGAAAACGACCAAAAUUGAGGAUCUUUGUAAUCAGUUGUCGAUUUUGAAUGAACACAAUAGAGAUCUUGAAAGAAAGACUCGCGAAGCAGAAUCCAUAUUUGCUGACCAAGAGACCUCUCAGCGAUUAAUAGCUGAUUUGGAAAAACAAAUUGCUGAACUCAAGUUCCAGUUGUCUGAAAAGGCUAUUGAACUCCAGUGCAAGGAAAAGAAGAUUGAAGAAACUGAGAAUGCCUUGAAAGAUUUGUCGCUACAUUCUCAUAGCGAUGAACAGUUGGCGAUUAUCGAAGAAAAUAAUCGCGAACUUCAGCGCAAAUUUGAUGAAAAGGCCCAGGAACUUGAAGCUGCUCUUGUUUGUCAAGAGAAUUCGCAAAGAUUAAAAGCCGAUCUAGAUAAGGAGGUUGCUGAUCUCAAAUGCCAACUUAUUUCAAAGUCAAUAGAACUCCAGUACAAAGGAGAGCGGAUGGAAGAAAUGGAGAAAGCCUUAGACGAAUUGACACAAAAGUCUCUUAACGCUGAGCGGGCAGAAACUUGCCGAUCAGAAGUGGACAUGCCGAGACAAAAAGAAAAGUUGGAGAUAGACGCUUUGAAAACAUCCUUAAAUUUAAAGAAUUUAGAACUUGAGAGUAUCGGCGGUGAAUACGAAGAGGCCCAGAAGAUAAUGGCAUCAUCGGAAAGAAAGAUAGCCGAUCUCGAAUUAACCGUCAGCCUACUGGAGCGAAGAUUGGAAACAGAACGUGAACAGGCUUCUUUCUCUAGCCAACAACCUGUGAUCAAGGCUGCCGUGGAACCAGCACGUUCGCUUCGGCCCAUCUUGAAGCAAACAUUUUCUGAUGUCAAACAACAGGAACUGGCUUCACAAGAUAAAGGGGAUUCAGCUAAAACUGCCAUGGAUACUUUAAAUCUUUUGCAGAAAGCUAAUGCUAUGGCAAAAGCAGCAGAGGUCAAACGUCGUGAUAGUGGUGGGAGUCAGAUUUCAAUGAUGAUAAAACCAUCUUCUCCAUCUAGCUCGUCGAAACCUUCGGAGAAGCGACGCCGUUUCGAUACCCCCGACGGAUUGCGCGCAUCCGCCAUAAAAAUGGACCUCCGCGAUUGUGUUGAUAUUGAUUCCCCCGUUUUACGUAACAAUUCCGGCCUGCGGACGCCUCGCUUUCUGCCUCGCAGUAACUCUACCGCUUAUCUUACUUCCGCGGAAUUGCCUCCUGGAACAGAAGAUCUGGAGUUUGAUACUAAUGAAUCCUUUUAGUAUUAAUAACAUAUCCAUUUUAACAGCCCUGUCUCUUCGUGUUGAAACGGUAGGACAAUCUACCGUUAAUAUAUUUUUUUGUGUGUGUUCAUUUGGGGUGACCGUAGAGAUAACCAAGCGUUGCUAAUAUAUCUGCCUUUUUUUAA